AUGGCACCACCAAAGAAAGAAGAGGAGCCGGUAAAGGUUCUACUGCGAGGUCGCGUCAAGCGCGAUAACAUAUUAAAUUCGGUUAAAAAUAUUCACGCCACAGCAUUAGAGGCACGCGCUGAUAUUGGGAAAAUACCGUCGUUAAUAAUUCACGCUGAAGGACUAGAUAAGUUCGUCGAACAAUUUCAACAUCAACAAGAUAUCAUUAUUAACGCAUUAAUCGACGCUGACCGUAUUGCUGAGUUUGAACAGGUUGAUCGUCCGUUGAUUACUUCCAUGGAAUCCAUGCGCCUCGAAAUAAAAACAAUUGUCGCGAGUGCCGUUCCCGUUACUAUUUCCGAAAAUGACGCACAGCGUUUCCAUCAUCUACUGUCGUGUUUAUCUGGUUCAGCGUUGGCUAUUAUUAAAUCUAUACCGUUGUCCGCGGCUAACUACCCGAUCGCGUGGGACGCGUUGUCCGAGCGUUACAACAAUAAACGUUUGUUAGCUUCCGCUCACAUGAACAAAUUAUUCGCCUUUAAACCAAUCGCUCAUGAAUCACUACCAGUUUUAGUUGAGUUCGUUAAUACAUUUAAGGAAAAUGUAUCAAUAAUUAAAUCGCUGGGGGUCGAUGACCUUUCGAGUUUUUUGCUUUUCCAUAUGUGCUCUCGCGUUCUCGACCCGACCACUUUACAACUGUUCGAAUCUAGUACGUCACAGUCAACUAUUCCGACUUUUGACGAAUUAGUAAAUUUUGUGCAACAUCGAUGUAAGAUUUUGGAAAAUCUUACAAAAUCUAAUAAAGUCGGUCGCAACGAAAAACCGUUCGAAAAACCGGAUGUUCGCGGUAAACAUACCAAAUCGACUAAAUCAGUGUUCGCUGCUACUACGUCCGCUUCGACUAAAUAUAAGACUAGGAAUUGUUUAUAUUGUGAUAAGCCCGAUCAUAGAAUAUAUCAAUGUCCGAAACUCACCGGAAUGACUGUUGAUAAACGACGAGAUGCUGUAUUAGCUCGUAAAUUGUGUUUCGCGUGUUUGAGUUCGAGUCAUAUGGUCAAUACGUGUCCGUCAACCAAGGGUUGUUUUUCGUGCAACAGUAAGCGUCAUCACACCCUACUACAUCGUGAACAAAAUCGAACGUCAACUGUAGAUAAUACGACUUCGAAUAGUAACCCGGUACCCCAACCCACCACGUCGAGUGGUGAUUCUAGCUCGUUUGUCGGUGCCGCCUGCGCCAAUUCUACCGUCGUACUAGGUACAGCGAUUGUUCACAUUAAAGAUGCGUGGGAACAAGUACACUGCGUACGCGUACUGCUCGAUAGUGGCUCGCAGAUUUCCGCCAUGACUAGUGAUUGUGCAGCGCGGCUUGGACUUUCGAAACGUCGUUACAAGUCUGACAUCGUAGGUUUCGCACAAAGUCCUGUGUCCCACGUUCAAGGUAUAACCAGCUGUCAGUUUUCCUCACACGUUAAACCAGAUUAUUUAUUCCCGUCUGUUGACUUAAUUGUUCUAAAACAAAUUACCACUGCCAUGCCAGCUACUCGGUUACCAGCGACCGUGCGUCAACAAUAUCAACACCUUCGAUUCGCCGAUGACAAAUUCGACAUUCCGUCUCGCAUCGACGUUCUAUUCGGUGCGGAUAUCCUACCAAAUCUGAUCCGCCCACACGCGGGUGUGGAACAUCAUUCAGGUUUACCAUCGGCCCUUGACACUCAGCUGGGCUGGAUAAUUUUCGGCUCAUUUUCUACUCCGAACAAGUCACCUCCAGUCACGCUGACCACCGCAAUCGCUCCGCCCUCAAUCGAAGAUUUAAUUAAAAAAUUCUGGUUGAUCGAAGAACCCGCCGCCCCGUCGUCGCCCACCACGGAAAACCAGUGGUGCGAAGAAUAUUUUAUAAAGUCUACCUCGCGUGAUACGACAGGUCGAUUUUGUGUCGCCCUACCGUUUCGCCAUUUGUUCACCGGUCCAACUCAACAGCAAGGUACAUCGCGUCACGGUCUAGGUGAUUCGCGUUCCAUAGCAAUGAAAAGAUUCUAUAAUCUAGAAAAUCGAUUGGCCAAGGAUCCCGCGCUGUAUGCGGCGUAUCGCCAGUUCAUGUCCACCUAUCGUUCGCUGGGACACAUGGUGCCAGCCCCGUCACCGGGCAUCUAUUUCAUUCCACAUCACGCCGUAUUCAAGACCGACGAUUAUAAAAACUACCUGGAAACGUACAUUUUGGAAUGGUAA
Messenger RNA from Acyrthosiphon pisum (pea aphid), 2205 nucleotides. RefSeq lists its product as uncharacterized. The record is from RefSeq and is a predicted model, not a curated record. Gene Ontology annotation, molecular function: zinc ion binding; nucleic acid binding. The transcript has 3 exons. The coding region runs from base 1 to 2205 and encodes 734 amino acids. Lineage: Eukaryota; Metazoa; Arthropoda; Insecta; Hemiptera; Aphididae.